AUGUAUAUUGCGAGGGAAACAUGUACGUUCGAAUUAAAUGCUACGGAGUAUAAUAUAAUUGAUAUAGAAAAAUGCGAACAAGGUAUUGACAUGACCAACUCCCUGCUUAUAAUGAAUGUUUCAGCUUAUUCAUUCAUUGACAGUUCCCUUAAUAUAUUUGAUGGCAUUGUAAAAGUAUAUUUAACGUUUCUAAAUGCUACAGAUGUACCUGAACUGGACAUCAUGCCUGGAAUGCUUUAUUCUGUUAAUCAAAAUGGAGAAAAGGUUCAUAUUACUUCUAUUGGAGCUUUUCGGUUAGCCUUUUAUGACACUGCACUUAAUGUUUUGAAAAUUGGUAAACAAAUUAGCUUUGUUUCAAAGGAAACGAUCGAACCGCCGGUAAAUUUAUUUGCUCUACAAACAUCGAACGGACUUUGGUUUCCAGUAAGUGAUGAAUUACCUGCUCAGUUAAAUGAACUUGAUUUUAAAUCAUACAUAAACAUUGGAACAUACAUACAUUUAAAAAAGGAAUGUUUUUUCAAUAUCCGCAUUUAUGAAGAUUAUAAUCAUUUAUCUGAAAUAACAAACAGCAAAUAUCAAUUGUUUAUCCAAGCAUUGCAUAUUGAUGGCCAUCAAGCAUUUGAAACAUACGGCCAUACAUUUAGUACAAGUAGGACAUGUUUUAAAACGAUCUGCGAUGAAACGAAUGGUUUUAUUGAAGUCUGGAUAAGUAAUUUUGAGAAAAACACAGCUGAAUACCUUUUGCCUGCAUACCAAUCUGAUAACACAAAAAUAGGAUUAUCUUUUGCACAACAACAAUUAAUCAGCUAUUCCGCAAGUUCAUCUGAUCCUCAUUUAGAAUUAAAAUUCAAAAUAAGUUCAAAUGGACCAUUUUUUGAAACUCAUCAUUCUUGUAUCACAAAUACACAAGAUGGAAACCAUUUUAAAUUUCAUUUCCAGAAUACUUUAGAAGAUGUUUACACAUUUAGACAUUUCAAUGAUUUAAGCUCAUAUGACGCAAACGCUGUUAAAGUAGUGAGUCAAAGGGUCUGGUAUCCAAAAAGACAAGAGGGACAUCGAGUAUGUUUUGUGAAGAUUAAGUCUAUACUUAAUACACAUAAAAACAUAAAAGUUCGUGUGACUUCGUAUGGGGGAACAAACAAAAACAUAUCAAAUGAAAUAUUAGGUAUCAGGGAAACGCAUAUGUCAAAUUCAUCGUCUGUCUGUUUGGAGUAUAAAUGCAGCGGAACAUUUAACGAAGAGCACUCUAAUAAUGAUUUUGAUAAUACAAAAGUAGAAAUUCAAUAUAUAAGUUCAAUACCAACUGCAUGUGCUAUUGAAAGCUAUAGUGAAGAACUUAUAAGCAAGUUUUCUGAGAUAAAUCCGGAACCACAAAACGAAGCAAUAUUUGUAUUUUAUGCUCCUACUGCAAGCUCACCAAGCCUUGGUAUAUACUCAGCAACAACAUCAAGUGAAGAUAUCGAAUCAGCUCGGAGCACGGCUAAAAAAGAAUGUCAGUCUGGAAUUCCAAUGGACAUAUCUUCGGAUAAUCCUGACAUUGGAACAGCUGUGACAUUUUCAUGUACAUUUAAUUGA
Molecule: messenger RNA, 1575 nt
Organism: Ruditapes philippinarum (Manila clam)
Lineage: Eukaryota; Metazoa; Mollusca; Bivalvia; Venerida; Veneridae
Product: cartilage intermediate layer protein 1-like
Exons: 1
Coding region: 1-1575 (524 amino acids)
Source: RefSeq, a predicted model, not a curated record